AUGGCAGCCUCUCAGCUGGCAGCACUGGAAGGAAUGGAGUCAAGGGCAGGGGGGCUGCCCCUGACGGAGGCCAGCCCCAGCUUCCUGUAUUCCGAGGGCCAGCGGCUGGCGCUGGAGGCUCUGCUGAGCGAGGGCGCAGAGGCAUUCGAGGCCUGCGUGCGGCGCGAGGGGCUGCAGCCCUUCCUGAGUGGGGAUGAGAUCCGGGGCCUGGCAGCGGUGGCUGAAGACUGGACAGCAGCAAAGCAGGAGCCCGGCAGGGCAGCAGAGGGAGCCACCACCACCGAUGGGGACUCAGGCAGCCUGACCUACUGGCCUGGACAGUCAGAGGAGCCAGUGCCUGUGCUGCGGCUGGGCUGGCCGGAGGACUCAGCCUGGAAGGGUAUCACCCGGGCGCAGCUGUACACCCAGCCGCCAGGCGAGGGCCAACCGUCCCUCAAGGAGCUAGUGCGCCAGGAAAUCCAGGCUGCCCACAAGCUGGUGGCCGUGGUCAUGGACAUCUUCACUGACCCAGACCUGCUUUCGGAUCUGGUGGACGCUGCCACACGCCGCUGGGUGCCCGUCUACCUGCUCCUGGACCGUCAGCAGCUGCCUGCCUUCCUGACGCUGGCCCAGCAACUGGGGGUGAACCCCUGGACCACUGAGAACCUGGACAUCCGAGUCGUGCGGGGCUGCAGUUUCCAGAGCCGCUGGCGUCGGCAGGUGAGCGGCAACGUGCGAGAAAAGUUUGUGCUGCUGGACGGCGAGAGGGUCAUCUCAGGAUCCUACAGCUUCACAUGGAGUGACUCACGCCUGCACCGCGGCCUGGUGACCCUGCUGACCGGUGAGAUCACCGACGCCUUCAGCCGAGAGUUCCGGACCCUGUACGCGGCCUCCUGGCCGCUCCCGCCCGUGCCCGCCCCGGGCCCCUUUGUCAGGGCCCCGGGGGGUCUGCCGCUGGCUCACAGCCGGCACCACGUGGCCCGCCGCUGCUCCGUGGCCCCCCUGAUGCCACCACCGCCGCCUGAGGACUCGCUGGCCCAACGCCUGGCCGCAUGCCGAGUCUUCGAGGGGGGCAGGCAGCAGACCCCAGCUGUGCCCGGGCCAGCUCUUAGCGACAUCCUGAGGAGCGUACAGCGUGCCCGGACCCCCAGUGGCCCCCCGGCCCGGCCCAGCCGCUCCCUAUGGGACCUGAGCCGCCUGUCCCAGCUGUCGGGCUCUAGUGACGGUGACAACGAGCUCAAGAAGUCCUGGGGCUCCAAGGACACCCCAGCCAAGGCCCUGAUGAGGCAGCGGGGCGCCGGAGGGGCCCCCAGCGGUGAGGUAGACUCCCAUCCGCUGGCCCGGUCCCAGCCCCGGGGUGGCCCCCUUCCCCUCAUCCCUGCCCGCCACCUCCGCUAUCUGUCCCCGACCCGAAGGAGGCUUGAUGAAGAUGCUGUGUCCAACCUCCCGGAAUACAGAGGCAUCUGGCAACCGGACCGGGCCGCCCAGCCAGGACUCAGGGGGUGGCCCUGACAGGAGCCAAGGCCAAGUGGGGCUGGCUCCGUCCCAGGACAGUCGGACAACUGUCAGUCAAAGCCCCUGCCUCCCUGUUGUACCUUGGACAAGGCUUCUGGCCUCAGUGUCCGGGAGGUGGAAGGGAUUAUUUUUCUUUUCACUUGUUCUAGAACUUGGGCAAGCCCAGUGCUCACUCUAGACCUCAGUGUCACAGCCUAGAAAAUGGGAAGAACGUCUCCACCAGCUGGGAUCCUAGAAGAGCACACAUCCUGUUCCAGCCGGGUCAGAACUUCUCUGAGGGGCCUGGCUGAGUGGCUCCCAUGCUGGAAGAUGGGGUGUCCUUGGAACAGAGGGGAGGCUUCCUGGACCCGCCUGUGCUCAGGAGCUUUGGGUAAACUGAGCUUGGCCAAGGAGAGGAGAGAAUCCGAUCAGGGAAGCCAAGCUGAAUCAUGAGGGACUAGAAAUUGGCGAGGGCACACCUGCCGGGGAAAGGUCAGGGCCAUGGAGAGGGACAGAGCAGGUGCUGGAACUGUUUUGUGGGCGCUAAGGGAUCGGUCA
Messenger RNA from Hippopotamus amphibius kiboko, 2031 nucleotides. It is a transcript of the gene SACK1E, whose product is annotated as family with sequence similarity 83 member E. The transcript is spliced from 5 exons. Lineage: Eukaryota; Metazoa; Chordata; Mammalia; Artiodactyla; Hippopotamidae. The coding region runs from base 1 to 1491 and encodes 496 amino acids. The record is from RefSeq and is a predicted model, not a curated record.